Molecule: messenger RNA, 2384 nt
Organism: Momordica charantia (bitter melon)
Lineage: Eukaryota; Viridiplantae; Streptophyta; Magnoliopsida; Cucurbitales; Cucurbitaceae
Gene: SCL3
Product: scarecrow-like 3
Source: RefSeq, a predicted model, not a curated record
GCAAUGACGACAAAAACGAUCAUACCACCACGCUUUGUCGACAACGUAGUCUUCUCAUGGAGGAGGAGCCUUUUCAAAACAGAGCUUUAAUUGAGACUGAUGAUGGAAACAGAGGAAACCCACAAGCACUCGCAACCCCAGAUUCCAAGUACUCUUCUCUUCUGACCCUUUGGAUUGGAUUUUUCCCCCAAUUUUCCAUUUGGGUUUUCGAUUCUCUACAAAACCCAGUAACCCUUUCUUGAUUUAAUGAAUCUUUCUUUAUUUCUUUCUUCUUGGUCGUCUCCUCCACUGCUCUCCUGAUUCUUGUAGCUUAACAAGUUUGUUUAUGUUCAUGUUUUCAUUGAAAUCUUCUGUUUCCACUCGCCCAUUUCAGUAUCUUCUGUGUUUCCUUUUUGGGGUUUUUCUUUUCCUCUCUCUUUCUCUAGUUUGUGUAAUUAUUCUCAGCAGCAAACCCAUUUUGUCUUUUGCCCUUUAAUCCCCAUUCUCAUGUUUGUACAAUCUCCCAUGAGUUCUCUGAGAAAUGAUGAGGGAAACUGAGGAUUUUGCUCACUCUGAUUCAUGCAAGUUGGUUCUUCUAUGUGCUAUAUAAUACCAAGAAGAAACUACUGGUUUCUGUGAAGUUGAUUGUUCAUAAAUCAUAGUCUGUUUUUUUUUUUGGCUCCUCCGCUCUAGAAAUUGGUUCUAGGUUUACUGCAUUGAACAAUGUUUCAAGACGAAGGCACAUCCUCCGUAACUUCCUCCCCUCUCCAGUUCUUCACUAUGAUGUCUCUUUCACCUAAAUUGGGUUCUCCAUAUCCAUGGCUUAGAGAGCUCAAAUCUGAGGAGAGGGGCUUGUAUCUGAUCCAUUUGUUGCUUACUUGUGCAAAUCAUGUGGCUGUUGGUAGCCUUGACAGUGCCAAUCUUGCCCUUGAUCAAAUAUCCCAUCUUGCUUCUGCAAAUGGUGACACAAUGCAGCGGAUUGCAGCUUAUUUCGCCGAGGCUCUCGCAGAUCGAAUCCUCAAAACUUGGCCCGGUCUUUACAAGGCCUUCAACUCCACCAAGAUGCCAAUGGUUUCAGAGGAGAUUAUUGUUAAGAAACUGUUCUUUGAAAUGUUUCCAUUCCUCAAGGUGGCUUUUGUGCUUACUAAUCAGGCUAUUGUUGAAGCCAUGGAGGGGGAAAAGAUGAUACAUAUAAUUGAUCUCAAUGCCAAUGAAACUGCUCAGUGGCUUGCACUUCUGCAAGUUUUGAGUGCCAGGCCUGAAGGACCUCCCCAUUUGAGAAUCACUGGGGUUCAUCCACAGAAAGAGGUUCUGGAUCAAAUGGCUCGUAGGCUGACCGAGGAAGCCGAAAAAUUGGAUAUCCCGUUUCAAUUCAAUUCUGUUGUCAGCAGAUUGGAGAACCUUGAUAUGGAAAAGCUUCGAGUGAAAACCGGGGAGGCUCUCGCUAUCAACUCGGUUCUUCAGUUGCACGCCCUUCUGGCCUAUGAUAAUGAAGUCCCACAAAAACCAUCUCCUUCAGCAUCAAAGGGUGCAAAUGGAGUUCAGUACUCGAGAUACCCGCAUCUGAACCAAACCACCUUGAGUGAGUUACUCGAAAAGGAUUUGGUUAAUGGUUGCAGUCCAAGUUCAGACUCAGUUUCCUCAUCAGCACUAUCUCAAGCAAACGUGACGAAGAUCGAUAGCUUUCUGAAUGGAUUGUGGGGUUUGACGCCAAAGGUGAUGGUUGUAACCGAACAAGAUUCGAACCACAAUGGUUCAACACUUAUGGAGAGAUUACUAGAGGCUCUCCACACAUACGCAGCUGUUUUUGAUUGUCUGGAAUCGAACAUGUCAAGAACAUCCCUGGAAAGGUUGAAGUUAGAAAAGAUGCUAUUUGGGGAAGAGAUUAAGAACAUAGUAGCUUGUGAGGGAGCUGAGAGGAAGGAACGACACGAAAAGCGCGAGAAAUGGAGUCAACGGUUGGAUCUCGCAGGGUUCAGGCAUGUGUCUUUGAGUUAUUACGGCAUGCUGCAGGCACGGAGCCUGCUACAAGGGUAUGGUUGUGAUGGUUAUAGGAUGAAGGAAGAGAAUGGUUGUGUGAUGAUAUGUUGGCAAGAUCGACCGCUGUUCUCGGUAUCGGCUUGGAGGUGUUGUAAGUAGAAGAAAAUAUAGGAUCUGGUUUCUUAUUAUAGUCUAAAGAAUUCUUUUCAUUCUGAUUUGAUCAGCGUAGGAGAACGAUCGCAAUGUCGAUGCCAUAUUCUUACCCGAAAACCCCCUGUGGCCUUCUUGUUUCUUGAAAGUAGAUCACAUUUGUUUUAGUUUUGCUCAUUCUAUAUGUUGCUGAAGAGUACUGAUGUUUGGUCUCAAUCAUGGUUCAUUUUUGUAUCAAAGGGAAUCCAAUAUAACCUUUUCAUGUGGGGUCUCAA